Molecule: messenger RNA, 741 nt
Organism: Arabis nemorensis
Lineage: Eukaryota; Viridiplantae; Streptophyta; Magnoliopsida; Brassicales; Brassicaceae
Source: the annotation of a GenBank genome assembly
AUGGCAAAAAUCUCGCUAUCUACAUUCAUAUUCUCCAUCCUUGUCCUCAUUUCCACCGCAAGAGCCGCCACAUUCGAGAUCCUGAACCAAUGUAGUUACACCGUAUGGGCGGCCGCUAGCCCCGGAGGUGGCCGGCGUCUAAACUCCGGCCAAUCAUGGACGCUAAAUGUCCCGGCUGGCACGGCUAUGGCACGGAUUUGGGGUCGGACCAACUGUAACUUUGACUCCUCGGGCCGUGGCCGAUGCGAAACGGGUGACUGCACUGGUGGACUUCAGUGUACCGGUUGGGGCCAGCCACCGAACACGUUGGCUGAGUAUGCUUUGAACCAAUUCAACAACUUAGACUUCUACGACAUUUCACUUGUCGAUGGAUUUAACAUCCCUAUGGAGUUUAGCCCAACAAAAUCGAGCUGCCACCGGAUCCUAUGUACGGCGGACAUAAACGGACAGUGUCCAAACGUGUUGAGAGCGCCUGGAGGUUGCAACAAUCCGUGCACGGUUUUUAAAACGAACGAGUACUGUUGUACGAACGGGCAAGGAACAUGUAGGGACACAGAAUACUCAAGAUUCUUCAAACAGAGAUGUCCGGACGCAUAUAGUUAUCCACAAGACGACCCGACCAGCACUUUCACUUGCACUUCCACUGACUACAGGGUCGUGUUUUGUCCAAGGGCUAGGCUCGUUACUACUGAAAGUGAGAUCCACCAGCUCCCGAUCCAGAUGGUCACCGAGGAGCAUUAA